CUAGAAUAAACACAUACGUCUGUAAGUGCGCUUUAUAAUUUCAAGCGCACAAAAUGCUUUACACGCGUGGUAGACUGUAGUGUGACUAGUAGAAAACCACAGUGUUAAAAUUUACAACAGCACAAAACAAGAGUCAUGAAUAACAAAUUAAAUACUGGUGUAGAAGGUAUUAAAGGUAUUUGAGGUCAUUUAAUUAGCGUAAAGUGCAAGUUUCAAUAAACACAGUUGUCCCUUUGAGGCUAAACGGCCAGCUGGGGGCUCAAUUCUAAUUCUUUGUCGUCUAUCAUUCACAUUAGACUUCGUUAUUAUACAAUGUUACGCAAAUAUUAAUUUAGGAGAAACUUUGACGUAGGUAAGCAUAGUCAGGGUCACGGAGUCGUGUUGACUCACACCUCGAGGUCUUAUGUGAGUAUUUAGAUAAGUCUAUCUACAUAAUUCACCUUUCAACAGUGUAAUAAAUACAUUUAGUAACGCUGUAGGCGUAUACGACUGUUCACUUUAGCCGUUAUAUUGUGUUUUGCAUAUAUCGACCUGUCUGUAUUUAUGUGCUCGUAAAAGUUAACGGGCAUCAGGGCCAAUAUACAGUUUUUUGUUUGUAGUUUUCGACGAAGAGAAGAUACGCGUCACAAAACAGUCUAACGUAUUCGGAUUAAGAUAGAAGUUCGUAUGUACCUAAAUACAUUGUGCUUAUAAAAAAUCCUUUGAUGUAUAGCUUGGAGUAGGCCCAAGAUGGGGUUGGUAUAAUCAUAGAAAUGCUUAGAAAUGAACUUGUCCUGGAAGAGAGAAUUACUGAACAAACAACUUGCGUCAAUCGAGACGAAAGGCAAAGGACAAAGUUUAAUUUUAAGAAGGGCUUAUUCUGAGAACGAACCAGACAUUUCGUCAAACAAAAUCGAUGUUUUGAGAAGAGUUAAUUCCACUGGCUGUUGCUCAAUGGAGCGUAACCGUGGUCACGUGGGUAGUACUUGGUCAGAAACAUUAAGCGAUGACGUCAGUGAGGACAGUGAUACAAGUUCACGAAAUGGGGAAAUCACCCGUGACGUCACCGAUUCAGCAAUUUCUCUUGAUGACGUAGAGCUCGGAUUUUCGUUGCAGUGUUCUCAGACGAAGACGUUAUCAAAAAUAUCAACAAUUUCUCGGAAUAUCACUGUUCCUGAUAAUAUGCCGUCACUGGAAAACGCGGAAUGGCGUCUUCGGUCGUUCAGUGACGUCGCGUCUACAGAGUUGGGAUUUUUCGAGCGGAAUUUCGUAUCCUGGGAAACGAUUGAUGACGUGGACAAAGAAAGUGGGAAUUCCAAAAGACACGAGUCAUAUAAUCCCAGCGAGAGUUCGGUCAUAUUUCCUGAUGAAAUGAGAAGCUAUUAUGACUUCAUAACCGCUUGUUCAGACGUCAGAAAACAUGGGAAAUUAGGAUCGAACGCCAGAAAGGAUUCGGCGACGUUUUCCAAUAGUGAUGGAUACCCUUGUACAUUGACUGCUGCGAAUUUACGUCACCAGUUACAGCGAUGCUACGUUUAUAUACACGGAGGGAAAGACGAAUCCGGUUGCCCUGUUAUUUGCUUCCCACACUACCCAAGUCUACAUGAAAUUCCGGACGAAGAUUUUAAGAACACAUUACUCUACUUAACACAAACAACGAGAGCGUCUGUUGCCGAUCUUGGAUUUGUUAUUGUUUUGGACAGGAGGAGGGAUAAGUGGUCUUCACUCAGAGGAACGCUUAUACGACUCGCGGAACAUUUUCCUGGCAACAUUAGAUUCGUGUUUGUUUUACGACCACAAGGUUUCUUCCAAGGCGCUAUCUCUAAUAUUGGGUUUCGAUGGCAAAAAGAUGAUUUUUCAAUGAAGGUACCGGUUGAAAUGUUGACACAUUUGGAUGAGUUACAUCAGCGAAUCCAUCCUUCUGAUUUAACUAAGGAUUUUCAAGGCACCUUUGGUUAUGAUCAUUCAAUGUGGAUUAACAACAGAAUGCUUGUUGAAACUUUUGCUACAAAAGCAACUACCAUUAUUACAUCACUUGAAGAUUAUGGAAGUGUUCUGGCUGAAAGUGAAUUACCAAACGAUUCCAAGUCAGCAGCUGUGCUUAUAAACUUUCAACAGAUAAAAACCAACACACAUAAAGAGGAAAUUCUUAGUUUGGAGAGAGAAGCAAAAUCACUAAGGGAUAAAAUCUCAAACUUAAACAUCAACGAUGUAAAUGCAGUAGAGUCCGACCUCAUGGAAUGUUAUGCAACACUCAUCUCUGAGACAAAUCUUACAUUUGAGAACUUCUGGUUGAAAUACAAGGAGAAGAUGAAACAAUGUUUAGAACUACGGCUCUUUGAAGAGGAUUAUAGAGAAGUAUGUUCCAAGCUGGAAUCAAUUCAGAAACAGAUUGAGAUGAAAUACUCAAGUGUUGGAAUCACAGCCCUGUGGAUGGAAAGUCUUAUAAGUGAUCUCACUGGACUUGAACAACAAAGUAAAGAAUGUCUAACACUUUGUGAAAAUGUGCAAAGAAGUGGUUCAGAUCUGGUUACAGUCGGCCAUUAUGCAGUAGACUGUAUCCAACCUAAGACAGAUGAGCUUAGCAACUUGUCUUCAAUAAUUAAUGAAGAAGUUUCAAGACUUCAGGAUUCGGUGAAAUCCUACCAAACUUUUCUCACCCAAAUCAACGAGGUACGACAGUGGUGUGAAGAUGGAAUGUCCUUUCUUGCUGGUCAAGUCCUUGAAAAAAGUUUGACAUUAGAUGGUGCAACGUCUGCUUUUGAUGAAUUAGAAACAAGGUUCAAAAAUAAAGAAAAAAUCAUUGGUAUUAUGAAUUCUGAUGCCAGUAAACUUUGUGGAAGAGUUUGGUCAUCUGAAGCAGAGGGUCUAUCUUCCCAUGUGAAAUCAAGGUUAGAUGAAGUAAUUCAACUUUACAAGAAACGUAGAGCAAGCUUGAAAAAAGUGACAACAAAACAUGGAGAUCGACCCAUACAACUUGUAGAACCAUCGAAAAAGACAACUGAUUCACCCAAAACAAGCAAGCGAGAAGUAAACAGAGAAAAUAAACAAAAUGGGAGGGGAACAAAAAGAAACUCACGAUUGGUGAUUACCAAACUUGAAGACAAUCAAGUCUCAUCAUCUCCACCAUCAACUCGUAAGACACAACAUCCUAAGGUUGAAAAACAAUCUGAAAAUCUUUUUUUGAAGCAACAGCAUGUUAUGAAAGAAUUGGUGUCAACUGAGAGAACAUACAUCACAGAACUUAAAAGCAUUGUAGAGGGUUACGGACAACCGAUAGAUGAUCUUGAACGCUCAGAUGUUCCUGUUGUAUUACAAGGAAAAUCAAAAGUGUUGCUAGGCAACAUGGGAGAUAUAUAUGAUUUCCAUGGCAAUGUAUUUCUUGCAUUAUUAGAUGAAUGCAUGGAUUGUCCAUCUAGUGUUGGAAAGUGCUUCUUGGAUAAGAAAGAAAAUUUUGAGAUCUACUCCGAGUAUUGCCAGAACAGCAUCAAAUCUGAGCAUCUUCGUAAUCUAGUGGGUGAACAACAUCCAUUCUUUGUACAAUGCCAGAAGAAUUUGGGACACCGCUUAUCAUUAAGUGCAUUCCUACUGAAGCCAGUUCAAAGAGUGACGAAAUACCAACUUUUAUUACAGCAAAUGCUAAAGUACAGCAGCACACACUUAAAAGAACUCCAGGCAGCCGUCCAAGCUAUGUUAGAAGUUCUUAAAUCAGUUAAUGAUGGAAUGCAUCAAGUUAUGAUCACUGGUUACAAAGGUGAUCUAACAUUACUUGGGAAGUUGCAUCUACAAGGGCAGUUUACAAUGCAAGUUGAUCAUAAGAAAUCAAGAGUAAAGAGUCUAAAAAGGCCACGGUUUAGCAAACUAAUCCAACGUCAUUUAUUUCUCUACGAUGAUGAGGUACUUAUUUGUAAAGCUCAAACAGCUGAGAAUUUAGAUGAUGAACACAGCAAGACGACCAACCCAAAUAUAUCCCCAGUUGCAAAAGUUAAAGGAUUGCAAUAUUUGUAUAAAAACUCAAUUAAGAUGGGAAGUGCUGGGAUGUCUGACACUAUAAAAAGCGAUGCACGAAAAUUCGAAAUAUGGUCAGAAGGACGAGAACAUGUUUAUACUCUGCAAGCCCCAACACUAACCACCAAACAAGAGUGGGUGCGAGAUCUAAAAAAAGUUCUAUCGUCACAAACUAAAGUUCCAUUUACAUCAGCCAUAGAUAUAACCAAUACACAACACGGUAUAAUGAAACGAAAAUCGUCUUGUCCGCCCACAACUGUAGCGUACGUAAAACCAAAACAAUCAGAAAAUGAAUCAAAAAAUUCAAAUAAAGUGCAAGUGAAACCAAAGCGUGCUGCAAGUCUCUGUGUAGCAGACAUAAAGGUUGAAUGCAGUGCAUCAGAUUUCAAGCAGCUUUCUCUUGAUCACUAAUUUAUUCAUAUUUCUUAAUUUACAACUGUGAAGUUUUUUAUUUCCUAUCAAAUAAAACAAUGAUUU
Ciona intestinalis (vase tunicate) is the source of this 4464-nucleotide messenger RNA. NCBI's taxonomy places the organism in Eukaryota, Metazoa, Chordata, Ascidiacea, Phlebobranchia, Cionidae. The record is from RefSeq and is a predicted model, not a curated record.